Messenger RNA from Closterium sp. NIES-65, 1023 nucleotides. NCBI's taxonomy places the organism in Eukaryota, Viridiplantae, Streptophyta, Zygnematophyceae, Desmidiales, Closteriaceae. The record is from the annotation of a GenBank genome assembly.
AUGGCUAGCCCUCAUGUCCUAGCCUUCGAUACUGAGGGCCGCCCAGUGAAGUUCGACACCUGGCUUGAUGACCUACACCUCUUCUUACAGCUCACUGCCAAAGAAGACAUCUCGCUGUACGAUCAUGCCUUAGGCCACGCUACUGCUCCUGCUGCUACUGCUGACAGCACUGCCCGCUCACAGUGGCAGACUCGUGACGCCCAUACUCGCUUCGCUAUUCGCAACUCUCUGCCCAUAGAUGAGCGCGAGCACUUUGGGCAGCACAAGACUGCACAGGCACUGUACACUGCUGUCGUUGCCCGCUACUCCUCGCCGGCCUCUGCCGCUCUAGGCCGUCUCCCUUUUCCCUACCUGUUCCCCGACCUAGCUUCCUUCCACACUGUUGCUGAUCUCAUUACCCACCUCCGCACUAGUGAGGCUCGCUUCCGCGCCGCUAUGCCUGAUGAGUUCCUUGCCAAGAACCCACCCCCGCUCUGGCUCACUCUCUACCACCUAGUCACGCGCCUCCCUGACACUCUGCGCUCAGUCAGGGACCACUUCCUAGCUCGCUGCCCCACCGAGCUCACCAUUGCCCUCCUCGAGAAGGAACUGCUUGCAGCUGAGGCUAGCAUAGUCGCUGUAGGUGCCUCUCGCGGUGACCCCCGUACCCCGUUCUUUGAGGGGUGUUCUCCCUCCCCCCUUCUUCCCUCUGUCGCCUCUGCUGCUGCUGUCGACCUCCUUGGUGCUGAGAAGCGGGGGUGGCGGUGGUGGGGGAGGUGGUGGUGGCGGGGGGGGGUGGCGCGGGUGGGGGAGGUGGCAGCAGUGGGGGGGGUGGCGGCAGCGGCGGGGGAGGUGGCCGGGGCGGAGGAGGUGGUGGGGGUGGCGGUGGACGGGGCAGCGGCCGGGGUUGGGGUGGUCGAGGAGGUGGCGGCGGCGGUGGUGGUCGUGGAGGCGCUGGCGGUGGCCAGGGCCAGCAGCACACUCCGUCGCCCCAGGAGGUCCGUGAGUGGUACUCUCAGCACGGGGGGGGGGGGGUGGCCUUAG